This is a messenger RNA of Apis cerana (Asiatic honeybee), 4575 nucleotides long. RefSeq names its product coiled-coil domain-containing protein 186 (gene Golgin104). Gene Ontology annotation, cellular component: trans-Golgi network. Gene Ontology annotation, molecular function: small GTPase binding. Gene Ontology annotation, biological process: vesicle cytoskeletal trafficking. The record is from RefSeq and is a predicted model, not a curated record. NCBI's taxonomy places the organism in Eukaryota, Metazoa, Arthropoda, Insecta, Hymenoptera, Apidae.
AGUAUGGUUAGAAACAGUACAAAGUAUGACAGAUAGAUUCUUAUGGAUUUUAGGUUAUUUAUUUUGAUUUGAAUUCCUUUUUGCAUAUAUCACUUAAUAUUGUAAUUGCAAAUUUAUUUCGGAUUAUCAAAGUUUAAUAAUAUUUAAUUUCUAUCGGAAAAUGUAACACUGUGAAAUAGGGUCAGUUGAUCCAAAAGAAAUGGAAUUUGCAAUUGCUGAAAUGGACGAAAAAAAAUUGGAAUUAUCUUUUAAAGAAAAUAUUUUUCCGGAUAAUUUCGAUCAAACUGAUUCCAAUAUAAAAUCAAACGUUCAAUUUGCAGAAGUCAUUAAUAAACCUUUGAUUCAAGAAGAAAUAAAGAUAUGUAAAAAAAUAUCAUCUCAGGAGAAGUUUGAACAAAAUAGUAUUUCUCAAAUUAAAGAAAAUUUAAUAUCAAUAAAGGAUAAUAAUGAAAAAAAAUAUCAUCAAUUAAUAGAAGAAAAUAAUAUUGCUAAAACUAUAAGAAGUACUAUUUCUUUAAAUAAUUUCUCACAUGAAUAUUUAAAAAAUCAAGAAUCUAUUGAUAUAAUUCUGCCUCAAAAUAAAUGUCUCCAAAAAUCAUCUUCUUGUAAUGAUAUUAGAUCAUCUUCAUCAACAUUAUUUGAUACAUUAUUAUGCACAUCUUCAGAUAUAAUUUCUAAUUAUAAUGUAAAAACAAUAAGACCAAAUAAAUGUAAAAAAUUAAACAUUAUGUACAAUGAUGAAGAAGAAACAAUUUUUAGUACUAAAUUACAUGUGGAUUCUCAUGAAACAAAAUGUUUAAAAGAAACUGAUAAUAUACAUGAAAAAUGUGAAAUUAAAAAUAAUAUUAAAGCAAUAGAUGGGCUAGUAUGUCAUUCUAAUGUUGAUGAAAAAUUAAUGAUAAAUAAUGAUCAAACUCAAACAUUAACUAACUUAAUUAAUUGUGAAAAGGACUUUAAUAAAGAACAAAAACUAAAUGAAACUAUUAAGAAUAGUAAACUACAAAAUAAUGUAAUAUCUAGACCAACUUUGGUUGAUGAUAGUAGAUUGGUAAAAAUUUCACUGCCAACAAAUCCAAUUAAUAUAAUGCAAUCAAAUGCUCAGUUUCUAAACAAAAGCCGUAACUUUUUAAACUUCAUUACAGAAAAGUCAACAAAUAUCAUGGAAAAAGCAUUAUUACCACAGCAUUUAACAUUAAAAUAUAAUUCAGUAAUGAAAUCUGUAGAUAAUAUUUAUAGUGAAAAGAAAUAUAUAGAAGAAUCUUCUAACAUGGAAUCUUCUUUAACAGAACCAGUAUUUAACAAUAUAUCAGAUUCAUUUGUAAAAGAAAAAAAUAUUUCUUAUGCAGAAAAAUGUGAAAUAGAUAUACAAAGUGCAAAUAAUGAAUGUGUAAAAAAUGAAAAUAAUGAAAAUAAAAUUGUAAUAAAAAAUGAAAUUAUAUGUGAAAAUAUUGAAAAAAAUAAAUAUUUAUCAACAAAUGAUCAUAAUAAUGAUUUUUCAAAGGAUUUGGAAUUAAAAAAGUUAGAGAAAUCUAAAUCUUAUAUUAUUAAUAAUGAUAUUGAUAAAACAAAUGAUAAUGUAUUCAAUACAGAAACAAAUGGAAAUUAUAAUAUUAAUUCUAUAGUAUUAAAUUCUGAAGAAAAUAAUUUUCAAGAAAAUAUUAUUAUUAAUAAUUUGAAUCAAAAAGAAAAAGAAAUUGUCGAUUUUGAAAAGUCAAAACAAAGUUUAUUGCAACAUCCAGUUUAUCUUACUUUAUUAAAAGAUUAUGCAGAUUUAAAAUCUAAAUAUUUAAAGUUACAAGAAAAAAUGGAAAAUUUAGAAGAAAAAAAACGAAUUUUGGAAGAAAAAAACAAAGGAGAAAUCUUUUCUAUGCAAAUAGAAACAUUAGAAAAGACAAUAAAUAGACUUACAUUUGAAUUACAUACUUCUUUAGAAGCACAGGAAAUAUAUAAAAAAGAUUAUAAUAUUGCAAAUAAAGAAAGAGAAAAUAUGGUAAUGAAAUAUGCUGUUAGUGAAAAACAACUUAUUGAUACACAAAGAGCAAAAGAAUAUGCAGAACGUAAAGUAAAAGAAAUGACAACACAACAAGAAACGCUUCAGAAUAAAUUGAGAGAAAUGCAAGGAGAACGAACUAGAAUAUGUAAUAUUUUAAGCAAUAAACAUCGCGAAAUGACCGAUCUUCAGAAAGAAGUUGAGAAAUUAAAGGAAGAUGUAAAAAUGAGAGAUAUAAAGUUACAAUGGACUCAGAAUAAACUAAAAACGGAAAUGGAUUUACAAAAAGAAACUCAACAAAAAUUAGAUAAAGCCAUGAUUAGGAUUAAUGAAAUGAAGGAAGAAUGUGAACAAGUGCGUAAAGAAACGCAAGAAACAAUGAGAAAAUUUCAACAAUCAGAAGAAAACAAAGCAGUUACAUUAGAUCAACAAUUAAAAGAGCAACAGGCUCGUUUAAUUUUAGAAAGACAUGUCACAGAAGAUAAAGAGAUGUUAAGAAUUCAAUUACAAAAAGAAGUAGAUACAUUAAAGCAUAGACAACAAAUUUUAAUUGAAGAAAACAAUACACUCAGUUUAAAGAUACAAGAUGCUGAAAAAGAUCGUUUAACUUAUGAAAGUAAUUUGAAUAAUUUAAAAAUUAUAAUAGAUCAACGUCAGAAAGAAAUUAUGGAAUUACAUAAUAAAGUAUCUGAAUUAGAAAUGUUGAAAACUCAACUUCAACAUAAAAAUCAGUACUUAGCAUCAACUGAGAUGGAAAUUCAACAUUUACGUUUGGCUAACGAAGAAUUACAAUCUGAUAUGUUUGCAUGUCGUCAGAAAGAAGCAGAAAUGUUGGAUUUUACACAAAAAUUGACUGAUAAAAAUGUAAGACUGCAAUCAGAAUUCACAGUUAUUGAAGCCAAAAUAAAACAAUUAGAACAAGAGCAUGGACCAUUACGUGAACAUAUAAAUCAAUUAAAUAAUAAAAUAAAAACAUUAGAAGAAAAUUGCGCUCAAGAACGAAAAACAAGAAUUGAAGAAUGUGAAAUUUUAACAAGGCAUCUUGCUGAACAAACACAAACAGCACAAAAUCUUGCUGAGCAAUUAGAAGAUAGUCAAGGAGAAAAUGCAGUAUUAAAGAGAAAACAACAAUUAAGUAUGAAGGAAAUGACACGCGAGUUACAACAGUGUCGAAAGAAAUUAGAAGCAUUUGAAACAUUACCUUAUAAUUCAUUGGAUAUUGUAUCUAGAACUGGAUCUAAUGUUUCAUUGAAUACAGCAGAUGCUUUAAAUGGUGCCUUAUCCGAUAAUAAUGUGAAUGGUGAUCAAAAUAUUCAACUUACAGAACCUAGCAGACAAUUGUUAAUAGAUCGUAUUAUAAAAUUACAAGAAAGUAAUGCAAGGAAAGCUGAGAAACUAGAUUUCUUUGAAGAACAUACUCGAAUCUUGGUAGAAGAAUUGCAAAAAAAAAAGAGAAUCAUCCAAAAUUAUAUUUUGCAUGAAAAUAUUGGUGCCAUGGGUAACAAUGAGAGAGAUAAAUACAAGCAUAUCAAAAGCAAAAGGAAUGCAGCUGAAUUAGCAAGACACGGAGGAAUAAUGGCUUCUGUCUAUAAUCAACGAGUUUCAGAUGACAAUAUGACACUUGAAUUAUCAUUAGAAAUAAAUCAAAAACUUCAAGCAGUACUUGAAGAUGCAUUAUUCAAAAACAUUACAUUAAAGGAUAAUAUUGAUACUCUUGGUGAAGAAAUAGCAAGGUUAACAAUGCAAAAUCAACAAAGACAAAAUACAAAAUAAAAGUAUAGCAUAACAUAUUACCAGCAGUUAGCAUAACAUAUUAUCUGUACUUAUAUUGUAAACAUAACAGGAUAACAAGUAUAUAUCAAAAAACGUGAAAAAAUUAUCAAUUAAGAAACUUGUAGUACAUAUAUACUAAUAUAUAAUUAUUACUUCAAGUAAAAUUAUUCUUUCAAAGUAAUUUAAAAGAUACAUUUUUUUUAAUUUGAAAGUAGAUAUAACAACAUAGUUAUUGUAAUGUAUUCUAAUCUAUUUACAAUUAUUUUUCUGUACUACGAUGUCUUUAAUUUAUAUAUAUAUAUAUUGUAAAAAAAAAAUCUAUAAUAUUAUAUUUUAAUUUCAAAAAAAUAAUUUCAUUACUACAUUUCUAGUCACAAACAUUAAUACUUAAAAUAAUGAUAUAUUACAUUUUUUAUUUCAUUAAAUUAUAUGUAAAUUAUAAAAUAUUUUUUAUAAAUAUUAAAAUCAUGUUACAAUAUUAUAUAAAUAAUUUGUCAUUUUGACUGCUGUUUAUUUAUUUAAUUAUUUUUUAAAUAAGAUAAUAAGAUAUAAAUAAGAUACGAUUUAAAAAAAAAACAUUCCACAUUCUGUUUCAAAUUUUUAAUAUAUAAUAAUAAAAAUAUUUUAAAAAACUUGUUGAUAUUAUAUUAUUUAUAUAUUUAUAUAUUUUUUCACAUACAUAUAUUUAAUUUAGUAAAAAAAUGUGUAUCAAAAUUAUUAAUUAAGGAUUAUGUAUAUUAUAUAUUAUAUGAUAUUAAUAUAAAAAUUGUAAAUCUGUAUAAAGUUAAAAAAUUAUAUAAUAUUAUAUAAAA